Molecule: messenger RNA, 5740 nt
Organism: Brassica napus (rape)
Lineage: Eukaryota; Viridiplantae; Streptophyta; Magnoliopsida; Brassicales; Brassicaceae
Product: disease resistance-like protein DSC2
Exons: 5
Coding region: 490-4026 (1178 amino acids)
Biological process (GO): signal transduction; defense response
Molecular function (GO): ADP binding; ATP hydrolysis activity
Source: RefSeq, a predicted model, not a curated record
GCCGCCGCAGUAGGGAACCUAGGAAACAGAACUCGUUUGAAGAUAAAUACAAUCCAUUAGAAAGAGAUUGAAGUUAAAAAGAAGGUUGGUCUCGACUUUGAGACAAUCUUGCAGUAAAAGUUUACAAGGAGCAUCGUCAGUAUCCUCUUUUGUAUCCUCUUUUGCAUCCUUUACCAUGUUUUUUACAUUAAAAACAAUACUUUGUUUGUAUUCAGUUCUUUUUUUAUGGAAAUACAUGAGCAUUAGGUCACGUGUGAUACAAGAAAGAAAAGUACGGCUACACGGCGGAGCUCCAGAGUAAUCAGAAACCACCAGAGGCGAGAACACAAAACUCGGAGAUUCCUGUGAACUUCAAUCUCACUGAUAAGCUCGGGAGAUCGCCGCUCUCUGUUCUCAGCGGAAACGCUCUUCCUCUGUUUCCCAUUUCAGACGGCGACCUUGAUCUCGAAUACAUCUCUCUGAGUGGCACACGACUGAUCUGCUCGUCUGAUGGCUCUUUCUGCUUUGUCUCGCCAAUGUAAACACCAUGUCUUUCCUAGCUUCCACGGGCCAGAUGUCCGUAGAGGCUUUCUCAGCUACUUACUGAAGGAGUUCAAAGAGAAAGGAAUCGACGUCUUCAUAGACAAUGACAUAGAGAGGAGCAAGUUGAUUGGUCCCGAGCUCACUGAAGCUAUAAGAGGAUCGUUAAUUGCACUUGUCUUGAUCACGAGGAACUACGCUUCAUCAGCCUGGUGUCUGAACGAGUUGGUGCAGAUCAUGAAGUGUUGGGAAGAAGAUAAGCAGACCGUGCAGGUGAUUUUCUAUGAAGUGGAUCCAUCUGACGUGAAAAAUCAGAAGGGAGACUUUGGAGCUGUCUUUCAUAAAACUUGUGCAGAGAAAUCAACGGAUGAAGUUGAGAGAUGGAGACAAGCUUUGCAGAUUGUGGCUCAAAUCGCUGGUUACCAUACAAGCAACUAUGAUGAUGAUGUGGUCAUGAUUGAAACAAUUGUUACCGAUAUUUCGAACAAGUUCAAUGAUUCCACAACAUCAAAUGAUUCCAACAGCUUGGUUGGGAUUGGAACUCAUAUCAAGGAGAUAGAGUCAUUGUUGUCCUUUGAAUCCGAUGAAGUCCGGAUGGUUGGUAUCUGGGGUCCUGCUGGAAUUGGUAAGACGACCAUCGCCAGAGCUUUAUUUAGAGAGUUCUCAAGUAAGUUUACACAUGCUGCUUUUAUUGAGAGUAUCAAAGGAAAGUUUGAGCAAAACUAUCGAGACAAGCACGCCUUCAUGUUGCAUUUACAAGAACAACUUUUGUCUGAGACCUUAAAUCAGAAAGAUCUUAAAAUAGGUCAUUUGGGUGUGGCAAAAGCAAGGCUGAAGGACAAGAAAGUGCUUGUCGUUCUUGAUGAUGUGGAUGACUUAAAGCAGCUAGAAGCCAUGACUGACAAAACUUGCUGGUUUGGUCCUCAAAGUAGGAUUAUCAUCACCACAAAGGAUAAAAAGCUUUUGGUAGCACAUGAGAUCAACCAUAUUUACCAAGUGGGUUUUCCAUCUACAUCUGAAGCUCUUGAAAUUCUCUGUUUGUCUGCUUUUCGUCAAAAUUCACCGUCAAUUGGGUUUGAGGACAUGGCCAUAGAAGUUACACGGCUUGCCGGUCAUCUUCCUUUGGGUCUACGUGUUUUUGGCGCAUAUCUACGAGGAGUGUCCAGAGAUCAGUGGAUACAUGCAUUGCCUAGCCUAAGGAUGAGUCUUGAUGGGGAGAUUGAGAAAGUAUUAAGGUUCAGCUAUGAUGCUUUAUCCGAGGAAGUUCAGGAAUUGUUUCUUCAUAUAGCAUGUUUUUUCAAAGGUGGGCACAUUAAUGACGUGGUGGAGUGUCUUGCGGACGGUCUUUUGAACGUCAACCACGGGCUCCAAAUGUUGGUGGAUAAAUGUUUCAUAUCUUUACAGGAGCGGAGAUGGUUGGUGGUGCAUAAUUUGCUGGAGAAAUUGGCCAAAGAAAUUGUUCGUAAACAGUCGGUUUCUGAUCCUGGGAAACGUCAGUUCUUGGUGGAUGCUCAGGACAUUUGCGAUGUACUCGAGGAAAAUGCUGGCACUAAAUCUGUUCGAGGAAUAGAUUUUGACUUAUCGGAGGUCAGGGAAGACUUAAUUAUUGACGAGCAAGCCUUUAAAGGGAUGUCUAGGCUCCAGUUCUUAAGAUUCCGUAGAGGGAGUGUGUAUGAAAACACCAAACUUCUCUUACCGCAGGGUCUGAAAUUUAGAGCUAGUAAACUUAGAUUUCUUGAAUGGGAUCAGUUUCCACUGACAUGUUUUCCUCGUGAGUUUCAACCGCGGUGCCUUGUCAAACUCGUGAUGAGGCACAGCAAGCUUGAGAAGCUGUGGGAAGGACCUAUUCCGCUCCCAUGUCUGAAGUUGAUGGACCUGACUCAUUCCUUCUACCUCAAAGAACUUCCGGAUCUGUCUAAUGUCACUAAUCUUGAGGCACUGAAUGCUUGUUUUUGCUCAACUAUGUCGAAGAUCUCGUUCAUUGGGAAGUCCACUAGUCUGGAGGAAUUGCAUCUAGCUGGUUGCUCCAAGUUGAUAGUGAUCCCCUCUUCCAUUGGGAAUGCCAUUAAUUUCAUGACGUUGAAUGAUUGCCGGGCUCUGGUACAACUCCCAUCCUCUAUUUGGAGCCUCAAGAAGUUAAAGAAGCUGGGAAUUGCAGGAUGCGCAAAGCUGAACCAUUUUGGGUCACAGUUGAGAAGCUUUCCUGAUGUUUCGGGAAACAUUACAGAAUUCGAUAUUAGUGAUACAGCGAUGGAAGAAUUUCCUUCAUCAAUCAUGGCUUUUUCGUGUCUUCGUAAACUCUCAACAGAGAUUGCCGGAAACCUCAAGGUGUUUCCAGAUGUUCCUGACACCAUCGAAGUAUUACAGUUGCACCAUACGGGGAUAGAAGAAAUUCCUCCAUCGAUUCAGAAUCUCUCACGUCUCACUGAACUGAGCAUGCCUCUCUGCAAGAAGCUAAAGGUCCUUCCUACCAACGUCAACCUGCAAUCUCUCUCUCGACUUGAUCUCAGUUCCUGUACACAAUUGAGAACGUUUCCAGAGAUAUCUACAAGCAUUAGAUAUCUUGAUCUGAGCAAUACUGCUAUAGAAGAAGUCCCUUCGUCCGUAUGGUCUUGGUCCCAUCUUCUUGAAUUGAACUUGGAAGAUUGCCGCAGCUUUCGGGUGCUCCAUAGUUUUCCUGACAACAUCGAAGAGUUGGACUUGGACUUGAGCAAUACGGUCUCAGGUGGUGAUUUACGUAUAAACCUCAAAGGGUGCAAGAAUCUUGUGUCAUUGCCCAACAUUCCGUAUUUCGUAUCACUCCUUGAUGCAUCUAACUGUGAGUCGCUGGUGAGAAUAGAUGGCUUCUUUACCAAUCCAGAGAGACGUCUCAGCUUUGCUAAUUGUUUCAAGCUGAGCGAAGCAGCGAGAGAACUCAUCGAGGAAUCGGAUUACAAGUUUGCGCUCUUACCUGGUGGAGAACUGCCUGCAGACUUUGAUCACCGAGCAAGAGAGGGUUUACUAACUGUCAAUUUGGAUCAGAGCCCUCUUCCUUUAUUCUUCAGAUUUAGAGCUUGCCUUUUACUGCCUGGCCACUAUAUAGAAAACAAGCAUCCUUUUGGGUAUACUUUUGGGCAUGAUAAGGACGAUAAAUGGAUGGGUAGCAAGAGGCUUUCAUGUGACAUCUGGUGCGUUCAGAAUGGCGUCGAUAUUGGACAUGGAUCAUGCAAAUACCGGCUAACAGCAAGCUUCAUUUCACUUAGAUCCAAGGAGCAUCUGUAUUUCUUGAAAUCUUCCAUUUCACUAAACCUUCCUGAAACAGAUGUGAAUUUCAGCGAGCUUCAUUUUGAGUUCAAGAUCUCUGGUAAGAAUGUAAAAGACUUUGCGGUACAACUCUUGGAAGACCCUGGUGUUCAUGAUGAGGUUAGAAUGCACGGGGACGUUGAGUUGGUGCCGUCUCACGUACCGGAUUCAGCCGGGGGGCGGGUACGGCACGUGUACUCCUUUAAACGUCAACGUCUCGAGUAAUGCAGGGACGGCGAGGACUCAAAUGGGGACGGAUUGGUGAGUUGACGGAGACGUCUCCGAAACGUUUCUAAGCCAUAUUCUUGUUUUUUUUUUGCUUGAUAUAUGAUUAAGAAAGGUUUAGAUUAAUCAUUUACAUGUUGAAAGCAAUUAAAAAUGAGAUGAUGGAACCAUAGAAUCAAGUAAAAAAAGCUAUGGUAGCCAUAGAUUAAGUUUCAAAUGGUGUGGAGAAGAUGAAGGAUUGAAGGGUCAAUGGAUGAAGAGUACAGAGAGCAGAACAGAGUUGGGUGCAUUAGAGCUAGGUAGGCAUUCUUGUUUAAAAUAGACCAGAAAAGCUUUUUGAUUUUACUUUUACCUCUUUGGUCUAUGGCAUUAAGCAUGUACAUAUCAGUGAGACUAUCAGUUUGUUUGUAUUUUGAAGCAUCUACUGUAAGCAAAUAUUGGUCAAAAUGACAUGUCACAGCACUAUUCAUUUGGGAACAAGAAUGCAUGUUUCUCCACUGAUCUGAUCCGAUUCGGAGUAUUGUAUUUGAUCAGAAGUCGAUAUUUUUUUUUAACUAAUGGGCCUGACGUAAAACUAAAUGGGCCUAGUUAGAUAGGCUUAACAUCCGACACACUAAAUGUGCAAUAGGGAAACGUCUCGUCUCGUCUUUAUCAAAUCAGCUUUUGCCUGUAAGCUUCGCCGUCGCCAGAUGGAUCGACCGCCGUCGUUUCCUCCCUACCAAAACCCCAAUCCAAAUUUCUUCCACCGAGCUCAUCCUCCUCCUCCUCCUCCGCAAAAUUCCAACACUUACUCAAUCCCUCCAUCUCCGCCACCGAUUCGCGAGCUCUCCGGCACACUCUCCUCUCCACAGUCUCUAUUAUCAGAAUGUCAACGCACCUUAGACUCCCUCUCGCAAAAUCUAUCUCUAGACCACUCUUCUCUUCUCCACAAGGACGGUUUCGUUCGUUGCCCUUUUGAUCCAAAUCACCUCAUGCCACCUGAAGCUCUCUUCCUCCAUUCACUCUGUUGCCCGAAGCCUCUCGAUCUCACUCACCUCCUCGGAUCGUUCAGUAGCUACCGAAACACGCUCGACUUACCGUGUGAGCCAGAGCUGAAUGGUGAUCUCUGUUGCACAACUUCUUCUACAACGAUUGCCCUGGCGCUGUUAACUUCUCCGAGCUCGAUGGUAAAACGCGACGUUUUACACUUCCUAGUGUUCUUUAUGUUGAAUGCGGCGAGUUUGAAGGUUCUUCCGUGUGUUGGAGAAAUCGUUAGGGCUCUUACCGUCUGAUGUUUGUGUGAUAAAGAAUGAGAUUGGAGGAUGGAGAGAUUAUCCAACUUCGUAUUCUUACAGUGUUCUUUGUUCGAUUCUAGGUUCAGAAGCGGUUGAAAUGAGUGAGUUGAGGACAUGGAUUCUGGUGAAUUCGACGAGAUACGGUGUUAUAAUGGAUACAUACAUGAGGGAUCAUGUUUUCUUGCUGUUUAGGUUGUCUAUGAAAGCUGCUGUCAAGGAAGCUAGUGUUUUUAUAUUAGAGUCUGAUGCUAAUGCAGUUGGUGGGGAGCGGAUUUUGAGCUGCAAUAGCAGAACAAGGUUGGUCUGUCUGACUUUGAGACAAUCUUGCAGUAAAAGUUGACAUGAAGCAUCGGCAGUACCUUUACCAUGCUUUUACAUUAAAAACAAUACUAUGUUUGUAUUCAGUUCUUUACUUAUAGAAAUACAUGAGCAUUAGGUAA